AAAGGACCUGUGAGGAUGGUCAUGUGACAGGAGUGGGCGGAUCUCAGCAGAAUAGAAGACAUUGUGAUAGAAGGACCUGUGAGAAUGGUCAUGUGACAGGAGUUGGCGGAGCUCAGCAGUUUAGAGUAGAGUAAUGUCUGAGGAAAGAUUACAGGAGGUUUGUUACAUUGUGUCAGCUUUAUAGGUGAAACCAUCAUCUCCUUCUCCUGAAUGAUCCCCCAAGGAUGGACAAGGACAGGAAUGAGAUGACUAAGAGAAUAUUACACUUCACCUUGGAGAUCCUCCACCUGCUGACCGGAGAGGAUUACACCAUAGUGAAGAAGACAGGGGGGGAGUGUGUGGCCCCCAGCAGCCAUCUCCAUGAGUCAGGAGGAAGGAGCAGGACCUGGGGCCCCAUCACGGAGCCUCCACCUCACUCACUGAUACAUGAGGAGAAGAUCCUAGAACUCAUCCACAGGAUCACUGAGCUGCUGACUGGAGAGGUUCCUAUAAGGUGUCAGGAUGUGGCGGUCUAUUUCUCCAUGGAGGAGUGGGAGUAUGUAGAAGGACACAAGGAUCUGUACCAGGACAUAGUCAUGAUGGAGGAUCACCGGCCCCUCACAUCACAAGAUGGAGUCAUUGAUAGAAAUCCACUCGAGAGGUGUCCCCGUCCUCUGUAUUCCCAGGACUGUCCAGAGGGAAAUGUCCCAGAGAAGCAUCAGGGGGGAGAUCUGACUAAUAAUAAAGUGAAGGAUGAAGAAGAGAGGAUGAGGGGCCAUCACCCGUGUAUGAGGGAAGUGAAGGAGGAAAUUCCAGGAGGUGUUGUCCCAGAUAAUCCCAGUAAGAAUUCUGAGGGAAACUUCAUGUUCUCCCUGAAUGAUAAAGGAGAAGAUGAAGAUAUGAUGGAGCGCUCCUCAGGAGAAGACCUCCUUACCCCUAAUGUCCAUCCAGAUCUAUCCUGUAAUAAUCCACCUGAUCAUGAGGAACCUUCUCCUGACCAACCACACAUUGUUACCACAAGGACAGAUCAGAAAAGGGGGAAAAGGAUUCGAUGUGAUGAAUGUGGAAAAGAGUUUACAAAAAAAUCUGAUCUUGUUACACCUAGAAGAAUUCACACAGGAGAGAAUCAAGAUUCAUGUUCAGAAUGUGGGAAAUGUUUUACGUUUAAAUCAAAUCUUUUACACGAGAGAAGUCAGAAAGAGUUGAAUCCAUAUUCAUGUAUAGAAUGUGGGAAAUAUUUUACAUAUAAAUCACAUCUUGCUGAACAUGAGAGAAGUCACACAGGGGAGAAACCAUAUUCAUGUUCAGAAUGUGGAAAAUGCUUUACACGAAAAUCAAAUUUUAUUUUACAUGAGAAAAGUCACAAAGGGUUGAAUCCAUAUUCAUGUGCAGAAUGUGGGAAAUGUUUUACAGGGAAAUCUCAUCUUUUGGAACACGAGAGAAGUCACACAGGAGAGAAACCAUAUUCAUGUUCUGAAUGUGGAAAAUGUUUUUCACGUAAAUCAAAUCUUGUUUUACAUGAAAGAUGUCACACAGGAGAGAAGCCAUAUUCAUGUUCAGAAUGUGGGAAAUGUUUUACAAAUAAGUCAAAUCUUGUUGUACAUGAGAGAAUUCACACAGGACAGAUGCCAUAUUCAUGUCCAGAAUGUGGGAAAUGUUUUAAAACUAAAGCAGAGUGUGUUAAACAUGAGAGAAUUCACACAGGGGAGAAGCCAUAUUCAUGUUCAGACUGUGGGAAAUGUUUUACACAGAAAUCAAAACUUGUUAUACAUGAGAGAAUUCACACAGGACAGAUGCCAUAUUCAUGUUCAGAAUGUGGGAAAUCUUUCGGAGAAAAAUCACGUCUUGUGAAACAUAAGAGAAUUCACACAAGAGAGUUUGAAAACAUAAAAAUAUAAUACAUAGAAUGGAAAUAUGAGAACUCGGGAACCGUAAUAAAAUGUGAUGUUUAUAAGAUCUCUUUUGAUGAUUAAACACUGGAUGAUGGUGCCGUACAUAUACAGGAGCGGAGGUCGCUCCAUAGUCGGGGAGUGUCGGGACCUGUUAGCGGCUGGCACUCACCAUUAAUGACGGUCAUCAGUGAUCGUGCUGAUAUAGGUCAUUUAAGCCUUGAAAUGCUGUGAUCAAUACCGUUCAUGGCAUCUAAAUGGAAAAAUUGGUCCACCUGCAGAGUGAUCAUGGGGUGUCGG
This is a messenger RNA of Hyla sarda, 2168 nucleotides long. RefSeq names its product zinc finger protein OZF-like. The record is from RefSeq and is a predicted model, not a curated record. Bases 225 to 1877 code for a protein of 550 amino acids. Lineage: Eukaryota; Metazoa; Chordata; Amphibia; Anura; Hylidae. Gene Ontology annotation, biological process: regulation of transcription by RNA polymerase II. The transcript has 6 exons. Gene Ontology annotation, molecular function: RNA polymerase II cis-regulatory region sequence-specific DNA binding; DNA-binding transcription factor activity.